AUGACAGUUGCCACCAAAGAACACAGCAAGAUAGAAGCAAUGAGUGAUAAGGAAACAAACUACAUAGAAGAGCUUCUUACGAAAUUAAAGAACGAGCUUAAUAAAGAUGUUCUAUCUGGGGAUAUUAACGCAUUAUUAAGGAAAUGUUCAUUGAAUUUGGUGACUAUUGCCACCCUUCCAGACAUGGAUGUCAAACCACUUCUGGCGACAAUCAAGCGCCUGAUAACAUCGAACGUCUCCGACGAUGUGCUAAACUACGACUAUCUGUUAGAUAUACUGGACAAACUAGUGCCCAUGAUUGAUUUUGAUGAGGUGUUAGAAAUUUAUAGUGCCGAGGAUUUAAUAAAGGCCUUAGAAUCAGAGAUAGAUCUAUUAAGUGUGGCAGCAUGUAAGAUUAUCGAGAAUUCUCAACCAAAGGGUUUAUUUGCCACUACUAAUAUUAUUGAUAUCCUUUUGGAUAUUCUUUUCAAUGGGAAACUGGGAAAUGAUAAUCUUACUGGGUCCAUCGAAAAAGUUUUUGAAAGAUUAAGCUCAGACGAAUUAAUUAGACGUCGGUUGUUUGAUAACAAUUUACCGUUCUUAAUAGAUGUGAAGAACAAGAUGGAAACAGUCUCUUUUGUUAGAUUGAUCGAUUUUUUGACUAUUGAGUUCCCGUUCAUCAAUGGUCCUGAGUUUAAAGAAGCUGUAUUUUGCUUUACUAAAGAAGAAGUCCUGAAAUCCGUGGAAGACAUUUUUGCAUUUAUCGAACUAGUCAACUAUUAUACCAAGUUGAUGUUAGAUAUAAGAGGACAGGAUAAAUAUUGGGCCUUAAAACACGUUGAGCAAACAUUGCCAAUUUUUGCUAAACUUUUUGAAGAUACAGAAAAUUAUCCAGACGUCAGAGCAUUCUCUAAGAACCGCUUGUUGCAGUUAUUUGCAGAGAUUUCCCGGAUUGACGAAGAUGAGUUUGCUUUCUUCAAGACUAUCGAUAAAGACUAUCUGAAGAUUGGAUCUGAAACGAAACUGAUAAACGAGUGGUUACAAUUGAUCAAUCCGCAGUAUUUGAUAAAGAACCAUAAGGAUCUGGUUGUAAACCGUUUCCGUAUCAGCGGUUACAGUAUGGAAGUGCUGAGAAAUCUCGUAACAGACAAAGAAUGUUUUGAUUCAAUAAAGGACAAAUUUAACUCUGAAAUUAUUCUAAAAUUGCCAUACUUGGAACAAAUGCAAUUAGUGGAAGCGUUGACGAGAUUUGCAUAUACUUCGAAGUUUCUAAUCAAUGAAUUACCUAAAGUAAUGUCUAGUCUAAUAGGCGAUGGGAGCGCUAAUACUAUUGUAGACCUGGAAACGAUACACUAUAGAAAUUCUGCAUUGAUAAAUUUAUUAAACAUGGGUGAAAAUGAUUUGAAUAUAUGGUUUACACCUUUAAUGGAAGAAUACUCCACGGCGAUUAAUGGUAAGAAAUAUUCCAAAGGCGGUGAAACUAAGAUUGCAGAUGAUUACAUAGCAUAA
Molecule: messenger RNA, 1488 nt
Organism: Saccharomyces eubayanus
Lineage: Eukaryota; Fungi; Ascomycota; Saccharomycetes; Saccharomycetales; Saccharomycetaceae
Gene: HSM3
Product: Hsm3p
Exons: 1
Coding region: 1-1488 (495 amino acids)
Source: RefSeq, a predicted model, not a curated record